Molecule: messenger RNA, 1080 nt
Organism: Lycium barbarum (goji berry)
Lineage: Eukaryota; Viridiplantae; Streptophyta; Magnoliopsida; Solanales; Solanaceae
Exons: 2
Coding region: 1-1080 (359 amino acids)
Molecular function (GO): RNA-DNA hybrid ribonuclease activity; nucleic acid binding
Source: RefSeq, a predicted model, not a curated record
AUGACGUGUUGCGCUCUGAGUUGGGUGUCUCAGAAGUUGAGACAUUAUAUGGCUUCUUACAUGACUCAUUUGAUCUCAAGAAUGGAUCCAGUAAGGUACAUUUUUUGCCAACAUAUGCCUAUAGGGAAGUUGGCCAAAUGGCAAAUGUUGUUAACUGAGUUCGACAUUCAAUACGUCAUGCAGAAAGCAGUUAAAGGGCAAGCACUGGUAGAUUUACUGGCGAGAAGUCCAGUAGAUGACAAUCCCGUACCUUUGUGGACUUACUUCUUAGAUGAUGAAAUAUUGACAAUUGAAGGCGAGGAAAGUGAAGACGAGUCAGGAUGGAAAAUAUACUUUAAUGGAGUAGUCAACUUUAAAGGAUCAGGAAUCAGAGCCGUCUUGGUUUCAGACUCGGGCCAAUAUUAUGCAGUGGCGGCUAAGUUGAGCUUCAAUUGCACCAACAAUAUGGCUGAGUACGAAGCGUGUAUCUUGGGUCUAUGUUUAUCCCUCGACAUGGAUGUGAAAGAUCUUCAGGUAAUCAGCGACUCAGAUUUGCUAAUUUAUCAUGUUCAAGGAGAGUGGGCCACCAAAAAUGAAAAGAUCAUACCAUAUGUUGGACUUGUACAAAGAUUGGCAGAUCGGUUCCAAGAGAGAUCAACAGCCCGCUGUGCUUUUGUAGAGGCUGAGACUGAUGAAAAACCUUGGUACGUCGACAUUAAAAUGUUCUUGGAGAAAGGAGAAUAUCUCGAAAGAAUCACUUUAAAUCAGAAGAGGACUAUCAGGAAGUUGGCAAAUGGUUUCUUUCUCAACAAAAAUGUCCUGUACAAAAGAACUCUAAAUUUGGAAUUGCUUAGAUGUAUUGACUCUGUCGAAGCUACAAAAUUUAUUGAAGAAGUGCAUACUAGAACCUGCGGACCUCACAUGAACGGGUUCGUACUAGUGAAGAAAAUCUUAAGAACAGGGUACUACUGGAUGACAAUGGAGAAUGAUUGUAGCAAGUUUGUCAAGAAAUGCCACAAAUGUCAAAUUCACAGAGAUUUGAUAAAGGUUCCUCCAACAGAACUGAAUGUUAUGAUGUCACCUUGGCCAUUUGACGCUUAG